CGGGCGGGGAAAGCGGCCGUGCGGUGCAGGCGCCAGCUUUGACCGGGCCGACGACGACAGAUACGACGGGCAGGGCCACACCACAAGGGUCCAUUACACAGGCCCAGCAGGAGCAAUCACGGCGGCCCGUGACUCAGCCCAGCUCGUUAUCGCGCUUGCGUCGGGCCCGUGAUCGCGGGCCGACCUUGCUGCAGCCAGGCCCAAGCGGCCCCUUUUGACUUGGUUGCCUGCCAGUUGUUUGACCUGUUGCGUUUCAAAGUCGUACUUGACUGAGAUCCCAGCCGCCACAGAUGGCAGAGCUGCUCAGACGACACAGCGGCUGGAUUUACAGGAGGCAACGGAUCCCCUCCAGCUCCCAACAGACAACGGCGGGUAGCCCCCAGCCCCCAGCCGCCCUGCUCUCCACCUGUACGGCCGCCAGCAACGCCGCGCGGUCGCGCCACGCGCUUGACCCGUCGCCGGCACCUGUAUCUUGCUUGCGACUUGUCCGCGAGCGCAGGCCCGCACGACACCCCAUCACAAUUUUGUUUCGCCGUCGCAGCGCAGCCUCGAACCCCCUCGAACCAGCCAGCCAGCCAGCCGUGCCGCCUCGUCCUGCUUCUCGCCGCAGCCGGGCCGGACCUCACCUGGACCCGACGAUGGCCAGCAGCAGCGCCGGAACGCCCGGCGCAGCCUGCGGCUACACCUACAGCUACUGCUCGAGCCACGGCUCCUACGCCAGCGUCGCGAACCACCAGCUCACGGGGCAGAGGUCCAUGCCGGCCUCCCUCGCGGCCGCCUUCGCGCCGUGCGGUGGCGGCGGCGGACGCCAGUGGCCAAGAACGAGAAUCCUCGGGGACGGCGGCGGCGCGCGCGCGCCUGGGGGCGUGGCGGGGGCGGUGGCGCGCGCGCUGUGGGCGUGGAUCGGGAGGGGGAGGAGGAAGGUGGCGGCGAUAGGCCGGAGCGCCUCGUCGUCGGCGAAGGUCCAGUACGGGCGCGAGGAGUACGCGCAGAACUUCGACGAGGGCGCCGCGGCGAGGGAGCCCGAGAACCUGCCGCGGUCCUUCUCGGCGCGGUACGCCAGGCAAGCGCCCCCACCACGGCGCUCAGGCUAAUCUGGACGGGUGGUGGUGCGAUUUUGAUGGCGCGCGAGGGAAAGGAAAUUACCGGCGGCCAUGACCCAAGCGCUCGACCGGUGCGCGCUGUGUGUUUUGAGCGGCGCUUCCGUGGGAGCGUGCACAGCAAAACUGCAGUGGUCGCGAUGAUCGUGCUAGGCCGGGCACACUUCUCAUUUCUGGGUCGUGAAGUACUUGUAGCAGACUAUCAGUUGUAUGGCGGGUUAAAAGCCCAUCAAGGUUCCGUUCAAAAAUAGAGCUGAUCAAGGUAGUAUUAGUUAAGUAAA
Messenger RNA from Panicum hallii, 1381 nucleotides. RefSeq lists its product as uncharacterized. Bases 291 to 1094 code for a protein of 267 amino acids. The record is from RefSeq and is a predicted model, not a curated record. The transcript has a single exon. Lineage: Eukaryota; Viridiplantae; Streptophyta; Magnoliopsida; Poales; Poaceae.